ACUUGCAAAGGCCGAAUCCAUGUAGAACAAUCGGCCCCGGACCGUAGGUGGCUGCAGGAAUUUCCAAACUCCACUGCUCUAGAAACACAGACAUUUGGGAUGUUGGAACCGUCAUCCCGUAUCCCUGAGGAUAAAAAGGAGCACUUUCUCCAACUUCCCCUUCAUCAGCUCAACUCAAAAGUCGUUGCCAACAAACAAGUCAAUCAAGCCCAAACUUGAUACCUUCUUCUAUCUUUUCAUACCCUUAUACCUCUUUCAAGAAUGAAAUCAGUCGCUGUCGCUGCUGCGCUUGUGGCCUCUCUGGCCGCUGCUGGUGCUCAGAUAGUUACCCUCCCGCACGGAGGGAAACUCAAGGGUAGCAAGGGACCCGGAUUCGAUGAGUAUCACGGAGUACCCUUCGCUGCUCCCCCUACUGGGAAUCUUCGUUGGAAGUCCCCUCAGCCUCCGUCCCAAUGGAACGGUGUCCGUGACGCAACCAAAUGGGGAGGAAGUUGCGUUCAAUUUGAUCCUAACGCACAAUACCCAAACAACUUCCCUCUUUACGAGUUCAUGAGCGAUCUCAUUUCUCCUGAUGCUUCCAAAGCUCCAAACAGUGAGGACUGUUUAUACCUGAAUGUUUACGUUCCCCGCGGUGGAGCCAAGAAUAAGCCCGUUGUCAUGUUCUUGCACGGUGGUGGUCUUAUUUUCGGUGGUGCUGCCCAGCCAGUUCUUGAUGGUUCCUUCUUGGCUGCCUCCAACAAGGACGCUAUCAUCGUUACGGCGAACUACCGCCUCGGUGCCUUUGGAUACCUCGGCUCUUCUGAACUUGCUGCCGACAACACAGACGGAUCUACCGGUAACUUCGGUUGGUUGGAUCAGACUGCCGCAUUGCAGUGGAUCCAAGACAACAUUAGCGCUUUUGGCGGUGACCCCACGCGUGUGACUCUCUGGGGUCAAUCAGCCGGUGCCCAAUCUGUUCUAUGGCAUCUCAUCUACACGAACCAGAAGGCUGAGGCUGCCGGAAAGCCUAAGCUCUUCCAACAAGUCGUUAUGGACUCUCCCAACCCCCCAUUGAAGCCCUACGCUCUUGCCACCGCUCAAAUGCGUUUCAACAACAUGGUCACAUCCUUCAACUGCGCCGGAGCAUCAGCGGCGGACACAAUCGCAUGUCUCCGCUCCAAGACCACUGACGAGAUUAAUAACUACCAACGGGACCUUUGGACCACUCUGUACCGCGCCAAUGGCGCUGGUCCCUUCGCCAUGACCGUUGACGGUGCGGCAAUUCCCGUCAAUGCAUGGGCCAAGUUCUUGGCAGGUGAAUACGACCACGAUGUCAAAAUUCUCAUCGGAGGUAACGGCAAUGAAGGAACCGGUUUCCUCCGUGAGGAUGAGCCAUUCCCUACUUUGGACGCCUUCAUAGCCGGUCGCUUUGGUUGGGUUCCUGCCAGCUACCGUCAGCAGAUCGUCAACAAUGUGUAUCCCAGCACCACUCUCACACUCCGGGAACAGAAAGUUGGAGUGUAUGGUGACUUGUUGUUCAAUUGUCCCAAUCGCUACCUUGCUCGUAAAUGGGCCAGCAGCAACCCCAAGGUCUGGUACUACAAAUUCACCGAGCAGACCAACUUCACCAACGACACCAUCCUACUCGGAUCUCCUCACGCUUCCGAAUUGGCCUACUUCUUCAACCACCUACCUGCCCUAGAACGUAAAGACGAGUUCCUCCUUGCCUACCGCAUGAGCCAGGCGAUCUUGAACUUUGUCACUGCCGGUGACCCUAAUGGCGCCAAGAAACCCAAAGAGGACAAAAAGCGCAAAGACCAGGUUGUUUGGCCAGCUUAUACAGGGGCCGGUGGCAGCGUCAUCAACUUUGAUGCAGAAACCAAAAUCAUCACAGACGCUAACGCCAAUUGCGACUUCUUCGAUGGAAUGUACAAUGCCCUUCUGCCUUAAAAACCUAAACAACCAGUUCGCCUAAACAAAAACAUAAAGAAAAUCACCAACAUUUCAAAAAGCGUAAUGAUAGAAAUAAAACAAUAGAAAACCCGUAGAAACUAUUUAAGAAAGUAGAAACUCUAGGCAGAACUGUAACAAAACGAAAAUUAAAAAUACUCUAUUAUCAGAAAAUAAAAAACCGCUUAAGUGUGCUACUAGAAUA
Spizellomyces punctatus DAOM BR117 is the source of this 2134-nucleotide messenger RNA. RefSeq lists its product as uncharacterized. Bases 262 to 1929 code for a protein of 555 amino acids. The record is from RefSeq and is a predicted model, not a curated record. NCBI's taxonomy places the organism in Eukaryota, Fungi, Chytridiomycota, Chytridiomycetes, Spizellomycetales, Spizellomycetaceae. The transcript is spliced from 2 exons.